CGACGCUCUGCCCGAAACUGCCCAACCGAUCAACAUGGCCAUGCGGCUGGAGAUUUUGAUCCUGGUAGCUGCUAUUUUGAUCCAGCUUUUCUACGUGCAUAUCUACGAACUGUUCAUUUCACUGAAGGGUCAAAGUCCUGCAAAACCUCGAGCUGACAUCAUUGAAGUGAGUGAAUUUCACUCAUCCAAUUGUGAAGGGCCACCAGCACGAGUUUGGCUGAUUCGUCCGGGACCUCCGGGACACUCAGAGGAUGCACCCUGUAUCUCCAUCCGCCCAGAGAUGAAGGUGCCGGGUCAAGCGGCCGGAACUGCUGGAGCCGCAGCUGUUGAACAGCUUUAUGGGAGAGUAUCUUGCGAUACUCUGCGGCACGAAGAAGGAGGAUUUUUGGAUUUGUGUUCUGAUCAAAGCUGCAGCGAAGCUGGAUGCCAAAGAAUUCCCAGCGUCGGCGAAGGUGAAUGUGGCACAAGCUUUCUUGGUUUUGCUGCCGCGUCGUGGCGCUGCAUCAGCGUCGCUGCAGAUCUGACAGAAUAAAAUGGGCACUGGAGGGCACUGGAUACUGGGUGCAAUAGAGAAUCCCAUUGAAGGAUAGCCAGCCGAUAAAGUUGCUGUAGACCGGCUUUCAGGUUUCAGAGAGGUUGUGCGAGUACCAAGGCAAAACA
Molecule: messenger RNA, 660 nt
Organism: Cladocopium goreaui
Lineage: Eukaryota; Dinophyceae; Suessiales; Symbiodiniaceae
Source: the annotation of a GenBank genome assembly